AUGUUUAAUAAUUUGAAUGAAGGUUGUUUAGAGUAAAUUGAUGAUAAAUGUCUAAUUUGUUAAGAAGGUUGGAUUUAAGAUGAAUUUUUAGAACAUUGUUAUCCAAUUUGUGGUGAUGGAAUCAUUCAAGGUUAAGAAUAAUGUGAUCAUGGUAAUCUAAUAUCAAAUCAUUCUUGUUAUUUAUGCUAAUAUUCAUGUAUACAAUUUUGUUUAAUUUGUUAAUUUGGAAUUUGUUUAUAAUGUUAACAUGGAUUUGUUAUUAAUGCUAAUUUUAAUUGUGAGCCUUUAUGUGGGGAUGGUAUUUUAAUUCCUUAUUCAACUGAAUAAUGUGAAUUGACAGUUAAUGGGGUCUGGGAUGAUUGUUAGGAAUGCAGAUUUAUAUCAAUUGAAAAUUGUAAAACCAACUACUUUACAAUUUGCUUAGAAUGUGAAGUUGGAUUUUAAAUCUAAGAAAAUAUUUGUUAACCUUUUUGUGGAGAUCAAUUAAUUCUUGAUUAAUAUGAGGAUUGUGAUGAUGGUAAUUUGCAAUCUUAUGAUGGUUGUUUUAAUUGCAAAUUUCAAUGCAUUGAAGAUUGCAACAUAUGUGAACAAGGAUAAUGCAUUUUAAGAUGUGAAGAUGGAUAUGAAUUUGUUAAUAAUAAUUGUCUUUCUGUUUGUGGUGAUCUAAUUCUUGAUUAAUAUGAGGAUUGUGAUGAUGGUAAUUUGCAACCUUAUGAUGGUUGUUUUAAUUGCAAGUAUUCUUGCCCAGAAAAUUGCUUUGAUUGCUAUUAAGGUACUUGUUUAGAGUGCAAUUACCAAUACUAAUUACUAAUUUCAAAUCAAAGCUAAUAGUAAUAAAAUUGUGGAGAUGGAUUGCUUUAGGAAUAAGAGGAUUGUGAUGAUGGAAAUUAUUAAGCAGCGGAUGGAUGCAAGGAUUGUUUAAUUGAAUAAAAUUGGAUAUGCAUUACAAUGACAAGAGAUUCUCUAAGCUUAUGCACAUUUUUCAAAGCUCCAAACUUAGUGAUUAAUUAUCUCAAUAUGACUUAAAAUAAAUAGUAUAUUAGCAUCUAAUUUAAUUAAAAAGUAAAAAUUUACACAGCUUAACCUUUAUCAGAAACUAUAAAUUUUCAAAUAUUAAAUAUAGAAAAGAAGAACUGGAAUAGCAGCUUAUAUAUUAUAUAGGAUAUUGGAUUAGAUGUAAAUUUUGGAGAAUUUAUUGUCUAAAUAGAAAUAUCAUAAUUACUUGAAUUUAGACCAGUCUUGAAAAUUAAAGUAAAUUAGACUGUGGCUAAUAUAGAUGAUGCUGUGUUGGAUAAUUUUGAAAAGUCAAUAACAUUGCAAUAUACAAAAUUUCUUGAUGAGAAACAGAAGGAUUAUUCUUAAAAUUUGAAAAAUCUUAAUAAAUAUAUAAUUUAUAGUUUGUCUGGAAUUACUGGUUUAAGUCUACUAUUAGGAAGUGGAGAUUUGUUUAUUGAAAUUAUGGCAAUUCUUUAAUUCUAACAAUACUUAAGAUACAUUAACCUGAAUUAUCCAGAAAAUUUAGAGAUUUAUUUUACUGUCAAUGAUAUGAUAACUAUUCAACCUUUACUUGAUUUCAUCUAUUUCCCUCAACUUUUACUGUUUAUUGAUAUUUAGUAAAAUUAAGAAUAUUCUGAUGGAAAAUUUAAUAUGUACAAAUAAAACUCUAAUUUGAUCAUCAACCUUUCAAGCCAAAUAUUUCAAUUCUUAGUAUUUUUAUUCUUUAUUUUGUUAUUUCAAUUUAUUAAAAAGGUGUUAUACAAUUGGAUAUUUUGUUCUAGGUACUUUUACUAUAUGCCAUCAUUAUCAUUAUAUAUAAAUCCAAAAGUAAUUUUUAAGUUUAGUUAAUCCUUUUAUAAAAUUUGCAUGGAAUUACUUAAAUUGAAAAGAUUUAUGUCUUUUUAAGGAUUAUAAAAAGCCUUAUUUCUAAAUGGUUGGGAUAUGAUAUUUAAAACAUUAUUGUAUACACGAAACAUUUAAACCAAAAAUUACAUAGAUAUUGUACAAAUUAUAAUAGCAAGCAUAAUCCUUAUCCUUUAUUUUACCAUUUUCAUAGAUUUUUUUAAAAGUAAAUAAAAAUUAUCAAAGAAGAACAGCUACUAAAUUUUUGAAACACUAAAUUUUGGUAGAUAAUUUUUCUUUUUAUUAUUUUUGAUUUAUGUUUAAAGUUCCCAAAUACUUUAAUUAGGAUUACUCCUUAUGACAAGCAUACUUUAGAUUAGAUUCAUAUAUAAUUAUCGCUGUCUUUUUAAUAAAAAAUAUUACAUUGUUUAAAUGGUGGUUGAGAUAUCGGUAUUAACUUUUAUAAUUAGUUCAUUCUUAUACAUCUAAGAGUGUUAUGAAUUUUUUAAUGAAUAGAAAAAAAUUUUAUUAGGAUGGAUUCAAGCAAUCAUACUAUCUUCUGGAAUAAUUAUAGAACUAAUUUGGGUCUGCAAGGAUUUGCUAUAAAAAUUAAUAUAGAAUUGCAGAAGAAAAUCAUAUAAUGUGAAGAAUCCAUUAUUUUUAUGA
Paramecium pentaurelia is the source of this 2505-nucleotide messenger RNA. The record is from the annotation of a GenBank genome assembly. Lineage: Eukaryota; Ciliophora; Oligohymenophorea; Peniculida; Parameciidae.